UGCCGCGUUGCAAUUUACGACAAUGUUGUUUCACAUUGCAGCCGCGGCAGUGUUAACGAAUAUCGCGUUUUUAGAAAUCUAUACGUUGUAUGAUAUACCGAAAAUCGAAGAUAUUUCGUUUCUAUCGGAUAAGCAUUUAACCAGUAGUGCCAUCUUUAAAAAUAUUCAAAAAUACUCAAACUUGGCGUACAUUACCGACAACAAGAAUCCUCUACAGCGAGUGUUCGUGUAUGGAACACUAAAACGGGGAGAACCCAAUCACUGUUUGAUUCAAGACACUGAAAAUGGUUAUGCAAAAUUCUUGGGACUUGGAAGGACUACUAUUCCAUAUCCGUUAAUAAUUGCAACUGAUUAUAAUAUACCAUUUUUGUUGAAGAAACCUGGUUUUGGUCACCAUGUUUUCGGUGAAGUAUAUGAUGUCGAUUCAAAAAUGUUAAAAAAAUUAGACGAAUUAGAAGAACAUCCAGCUUUUUAUAAACGAUCAGAAGAAAAUAUAUUAUUUGCUCCAGAAUCUAAAGUCAAAUCGAUGGAUAAAUUUGAAGAGGUCAGUACCUUGAUAAAGGUAUGGAUAUAUUUUCUACCAAAGUUCAAGACAUCCUUAUUAGAAAAACCCAUGUACAAUUCGUAUAGCAACGAAGGAAGCCACGGACUCAAGUAUUGCGAAAAGUAUGUUCGCGAUGCCUCGUACAAUCACAGAAGCGAAGUUCAGUGAUACUUUAUCCUCUGAAAUAUAUUUGUUUCCAGCGAGGAGAGUACAAUAAGGCCGGAAGACCUGUUCUGACCAAGUUUUGCAUAUGUUGCUGCUUCGUUAUAAAAAUUCAACAUUAUGCUGUUAAUUCUAGUUAAUAAAAGAUUAAAAGAAUAGUUAAUAAAAGAUUUUUCGUCAAAUGAAAAUAUUAGAACUUAAUCCUCUGCAAUUUAAAAUGUUUUUUUUAUGACAAAGAAUGAGCUUUCUUAUCGAAUUUCUUUCUUUCUUAAAGACAUUUCAAAACUGCAUAGGAUUAAAUCAUAUCUUAUGUUAAUUUCCAUCACGAUGAAUUAUUAACAAACGAAGCGACAUUGUGCUUUUUAUAAAGCGAAUUAAUUGUUAAAAGAAUAUUUUGAAACUUCAUGUAACAAUCAAAAAUGUACCUAAUACUGUAACACUUAUAUAUAUACAUUCUCGAAAAUAUAUCUUGUACAGCAUAAUGUAUUAUUAUUUGCAAAAAACAGUUUUUCUUUUCUUUUCUCUUUUUUUUAUUAUUCAUUUCACAGAAAUUGGGCACGAGUAUUGCGAGUUGCAUUUAGUUGAGAUGUGUAUAAUGAAAUGAAAUAAAAACAAAAAAUGUUAUUAGAAAUAAAUUUCAUAUGUUCACUCUA
This is a messenger RNA of Apis cerana (Asiatic honeybee), 1359 nucleotides long. Its product is annotated as putative gamma-glutamylcyclotransferase CG2811. NCBI's taxonomy places the organism in Eukaryota, Metazoa, Arthropoda, Insecta, Hymenoptera, Apidae. The record is from RefSeq and is a predicted model, not a curated record. Gene Ontology annotation, cellular component: cytosol. Gene Ontology annotation, molecular function: gamma-glutamylaminecyclotransferase activity.